Cajanus cajan (pigeon pea) is the source of this 2670-nucleotide messenger RNA. The record is from RefSeq and is a predicted model, not a curated record. Lineage: Eukaryota; Viridiplantae; Streptophyta; Magnoliopsida; Fabales; Fabaceae.
CUUAUUGAGCCUUAAACCCCAAACAAGACACAGUCGCAGCACCAUUCACUAAAACCACAAACUCUAGAAAUGGCUCUCACUCUGAGGCAUCGCCUUACCAAGUUUCUAACACCUCUUCUUCACGCAGGUGACUGCUGUCAGAAAUCUAGCAAAGCGUUUAACAUAGUGGCUUUAUCCAUAAUGCAUAUGUCAUCUGCUCAGAAGCCGAUUGCUAAUUGGACUCAAGUGAGAGGGUUUCGUGAACACAGGAUCUCAACAAUGGCUGAUAAAAUGCAUGAACCUGCCUCUGAAAUUGAUCUUUUGUCUUUCAUCAAGGCUUCACUGGCUGAGUUUGAAGGCACCGAUCAUUAUUGGUUAAAUAGAUCAGACAAAAAUGAUCAACUUUUUGGAGCUGAUGGAAUAUUUUUAGUUCUUGCUGCAAGGAUUUUUUACUGUGGCAUUGCACUUGAAAAAAUGAAGACAAUUCAUAAGAGGUUUCCUCAUAUUAAUAUUAUGGGUUUGAAAACAAGCCACUCUUCUGACGAUCAAGUGCACCUAAUCCAGUUACUGAUGACAGAAAAUAUAUCAUUCCCCAUUUUGUUGUCUCGGAGGCCAUUUGCUAAGAUAGAGAAAGGUGCGUGCUACAUAUUGUUUAAAAAUUUUAGGAGCCCGGUUAUUUAUCAUGAGAAGGAUGCAGGUCUUGAAAUUCUAAGCCAAGUUGUUCAGGAGUUACAGGUGCAACCUGGUAGUGAUUCUAAGUCGCUCAAUGUAGUGAGAUGUACAUCUUUGAAACAAGAUGGGAUCGUUAAGGAUCAAUGUAGUUUUUCUCCUCUUCAGAAUUUACUUCUAUAUUACCCAGGUUGCAUCUCCACAGAUGAAAGUGAUAACCGCAUGUUCUUUUCUGAUUGCAAUCAUCAUAGGAUUCUCGUAUCUGAUGGAAAUGGAGAGAUUCUGGACUGUAUUGGCUCUUCCCCAGGAUUUGAGGAUGGGGAUUUUGAAUCUGCUAAAUUAAGGCGUCCUGCAGGUUCUUAUUAUCAUGCUACUGAUGAUUGCUUAUAUUUUGUGGAUUCAGAGAACCAUGCUAUCAGGAAAGCUGACAUGGGAGCACGGACAGUGGAGACUCUCUAUCCUUCAAGCGCCUCUAACAAGGGAGGUAUUCACAUAUGGAAUUGGAUCAUGAGCAAGUUUGGUUUAGAAAGUAGAGGGAGGACCAAUGUUGAAGGAAAAUAUGAUGUAUUUGAUUGUAAAUCAUUAUAUUUCCCAUGGCAUUUACUGAAAUCAGUUGAUGACACUCUCCACAUUAUAGACCGAAGGUUUCAAACUUUAUGGAUCAUGAAUAUCAAUUCAGGAAAGAUAGAUGAAGUUUUUGAAGGUUCCAGAAUUCUUGAGAUCUGUGGACAGCCCAUCAUGGAAAGAUUAUCCAUCAUAGAUCAGAUUCCGUGUGAUUGGUUUCAACAGCAACCUAUAAAUGGCUUUUUGCUGGGCGGCCUACCACAUUCUGAUCUUUUAUCUUCACUGGCAACCUUGCAUAAUCACAUUUUCAUUUGUGAUCCAGUUGGACAGAGGAUUCUGAAGGUUAAUGGAGAAUCUGGGGUCUGUUCAAACUUCCAGUUAUCUAAUUUAGGGAUACUUGGAUUACCUUAUUGGCUGAUUUUCCCCCUGGAGACAUUUUAUGCCGUUGGAAAUGGACUUUCUGGUACACCAAUUGAUCAUCUACAACAUUUUGAUUUGCUACCAGGCAGGGUUAACAUACAUUUCAGUGUUGAUAUUCCUACGGAUAUUGAGCUUGUGGAACCAUUACAAGAAUCCUGUAUAUGGUGUCAAGCAAGAGGUGCAGCUACUGAAAUUUCUGGAAUGGACGAAGAUUCAGGAUCCUUAUACAAGGCUGGUGCUGCACAACAGUGGUAUGAUGAAUUAGAUUUUCUUGCGACCCCAAAACCUGAAUCUGAAGUAAAUGUUCAAGAAGAUAAUCUUGAUAAAAAUUCAGUGGUGGAAGAUAAGAAAGUUCACAUUAGCUGUGGGGUCUUUACUAGCCCCGGAACAAGUGAGGUUAUAAUUUAUGCUGUACUGUAUUGUAAACUUAAAAGAGUCCCAAACUCAAAUGAAGGCAACCGGGAGGAACAUGCCGCAAGGAUACUUGAUAUUUUGAGCUCUAAGAGAUCUGGAAAAAUAGAGAGAGGUUUAUGGAAUGCAUUUUUACUGCAAUCUAAGGGUGAUUUGAGAGAUCUUACUUUCAUGAAACCACUACACUUCAGAAUAAGAUUAAAUUGUCUUGAUCAUCCAAAGGCUGAUAACGGAAGGGAUAUUAUCUUAACAGACUCUUCAAUUAAGGUGGACGUAUUGCUCAAUUGACAGUAGAUUCAGGUGCACAGUUGCAAUUUUUUUUUCAUAUCCUUUGUUUUAUUGUUUUGAUUGUAUCAUCACUUAGUGUUUAGUAACCUUCUGUCUCAUUGCUUUUUGCUAGAGUAUUAUUAGCUGGAGGAUGGUUCUCUAUUAAAAUACAUUCUAUUUUUUUUUAUAAAAAUUUAAUUUCAUGUGCCUGGCAUUUUUUUUGCCAAGAUUGUAUUUUUUUUUUUGAAGACCUCUGAAUUAUAACUGAGGCGAAAGGAUUUCUCAUUUGUAUAUUGGUGUGGAACAAAGUGUAUCUCCUAAGUUCAAACAGAUAGAAGGGAAUUAUUUCUUUCAAGAUCA